Messenger RNA from Lepisosteus oculatus (spotted gar), 963 nucleotides. Its product is annotated as olfactory receptor 52N4-like. Gene Ontology annotation, biological process: detection of chemical stimulus involved in sensory perception of smell; G protein-coupled receptor signaling pathway. Gene Ontology annotation, cellular component: membrane. Gene Ontology annotation, molecular function: G protein-coupled receptor activity; olfactory receptor activity; odorant binding. The record is from RefSeq and is a predicted model, not a curated record. Lineage: Eukaryota; Metazoa; Chordata; Actinopteri; Semionotiformes; Lepisosteidae.
AUGCAGAAUUCAACCCCUGUGACAGUAUUCCUUUUUAAUUCUUAUGAAGCUAAAGGCAACAUUAAGUAUUUGUACUUCUCGGUCACCCUACUGAUAUAUCUUUUGAUUGUCUUUGUAAACACAGUUCUUAUAACAACAAUUGCUAGAGAAAGAAAACUCCAUGAACCCAUGUAUAUAUUUAUUUGUAACUUGUCCCUGAAUGGGCUGUAUGGCAGCACAGCAUUUUAUCCCAAUAUCUUGGCUAACCUCUUGUCAGAAACACCCUCCAUAUCUAGAGCUGGGUGCAUGAUUCAGAUAUUUUGCACACAUACAUAUGGAGCAUUUGAGUAUUCAAUUUUGGCCUUGAUGGCGUAUGAUCGAUAUGUGUCCAUAUGUCAUCCAUUGAUGUAUAACAGCAUUAUGACCCCAUUAAAAGUGACUCAGCUUUUAGUGUCUGUAUAUAUGUACCCAGCUUGUAUUAUGUUGAUACAUGUUGUUCUAACGGUUCAGUUGCCUCUCUGUGGGUUUAUAAUAGACAAAGUCUACUGUGAUAAUUGGUCAGUUGUCAGGCUGUCAUGUUCAAAUGUGUCUGUUAACAGUGCCUUUGGACUCUUUGUCACAGUUAUUGUUAUGUGUCUUCCAUUCACUGUGAUCAUCUACUCAUAUGUCAGAAUCCUGGCAGUGUGUCUGAAAUCUACAAAGGAAGCUCGUGCUAAAGCUCUACGGACCUGCACCCCUCAUUUACUGAGCUUCACAAACUACAGCUUAGCCUCGUUUUUUGAAAUUCUUCAACAUCGUUUUGACCUUGGUAAUAUGCCCCAUUUGGUUCGCAGUAUGAUGUCAAUAAACCCUUUUCUGCUGCCUCCACUUUUAAAUCCUAUCAUCUACGGAGCUAAAUUGCAGGAGAUAAGAAGAAGGACCAUAAAAAUGUUCUUUGGAAGAAAUACAAGUUCUGUUGGAGUACCUGCAAGUGUAAAGCAGUAA